Molecule: messenger RNA, 3011 nt
Organism: Eurytemora carolleeae
Lineage: Eukaryota; Metazoa; Arthropoda; Copepoda; Calanoida; Temoridae
Product: protein spire
Exons: 17
Coding region: 16-1500 (494 amino acids)
Biological process (GO): actin nucleation; intracellular transport; polar body extrusion after meiotic divisions
Cellular component (GO): cell cortex; cytoplasmic vesicle membrane
Molecular function (GO): actin binding
Source: RefSeq, a predicted model, not a curated record
AUACAGCUGUUCAUAAUGAGGAGUAAACGAUAUAAACUGAACCACGUGGAAAUACCUGAACGAUUAAAGAAGGAUGCGAGGGAGGUCAUUCUAGACUUUAUCCGUUCGAGACCUCCACUUAGGCCUGCGAGUGCUAGGCAGUUGAAACCUCUCAGGAAGGAAAGUACCCCUGGAGAACUACUGAUGCAGGAUAUUCGGAGUUGUAAAGCUAGACAAUCUUUAAGAAGAACCAACAUGCCAAAACCAAUCAGAUCUCAAUUUGAGGAGAAGUCCCGAACACGAUUAGAUGGAAAAUUAGAUAAUCUUUCCCCUGGUGAUAAGGUGAAUAAGAAGGUGAUAGACCUGGACGAAAGUAUGCUCAAGAAUAUGCUGGACUUCGAGACAGAGGAAAACUCGUCCAACACGUCACAGGAAGCUGUAUUCCUGGACGAAAGUGUUGUUACCCCUGACACAACUCCAGUCUCCACAUCAAGGAAAAAGUCGACAGGGCGACGAAACUCCCUAAAUAAGUCGACAGACCGACGAGGGUCUUUAGUUAAGUCGAAUUGGAGAAAGUCUGUUUCUGUGAUGGAAAGUCCAACUAGCCAGAGCACUGACCUAAGUACACCUAUUCUCUCUCCACUCACGAGGAAGAAAGACGACAUUCAUGAAUAUUUAUCCAGUACUGUGCUGGGGAGUAAGGAUUGGGAUUUUGUGAAAAAUCUUCAUUCCUUGGAUCUAACAAUUGAGGAACUAGCACAUAUAAGAGCACAGCUUACAAAAGCAGAGUUGGAAGAGAAAAAUAUGGGAGAGGAGAAAAAACGAGAUUUAGAGAAAGGGCGUCUUUGUUUUGUGUGUGAAGUAGUAAAGUUUGGAGUAUUCAAUUGGGCGAGUUAUUGUAUCAUUUGUAACAAAUAUAUUUGUUCUAAAUGUGUGACUAAAAUCAAACUACCUUCUGACAAUCUACGUGAGAUACCAGUUUCCAUUCUUACAAAUCAAUUGUGUAGUAAUCAACAUCCAGAUGUCGAGGCAGAGUACUCAGUCAUUCGGAGACUCUCAGUUCAAAUAGGUCUUCCCACCAAACCCAUACGCUCCGGCCUCUCCCCAACAACCACGCCCUCCAGACCCAACCCUACCACCCAGCACAGGCCGAGGCUGUUCCGUCAGCAAACCUCGCCGGAUCUUAAAGGUUCUCAACCCGCCUCAACAGCCUCCAGAUCUGGACUCGAGAGAUCUGGAUGGAACAGAAACUCAUUGCGUAAUCCUCCCCAGGUUCCUUCAUCCAUCCAACAAACUGCCCCUUCUAGACCUAAACUAGUCAGAUCUAAAACAAUGACGAAGAAUGAUGUAGAGAAAUUACAAACAUUGAAACUAUCCCAGCCUGGUUCCUUGCACUCCACCUGUACUACCUGUAGAGAUAUACUUACUUGUCUAGUCAGAGCUAAGAUGGAGACAGACAAACUUCAUAAGAUUAAAGGUCGUCUUACUACUUUUCAAGAAGAGAACAUAACACCCUACUAGAAGAACAUACCGUCCUCCUUGGAGUAAAUAACGCCUUCUAGAAGAAGAUCCUAACACCCCUCUGAAUAACAAUAGUGAAUUAUCAGGGCACUAAAAUUUUGAAUGUGGAUCUGGAUCCGUGUUAUUCAAUCUGAAUUAUUUGAGAAACUUCUAAAGCGAAUAAAAAAUGUUGUAAAUUUAUUUUAAAACCUUUUGAAGGUUACAACGAAAAUCUAUGAAAAAAGUAGCCCUUUCUUUACAGAUUAAGUAUUGCAAUGGUAUACAAACUAAAUAUAUUAAAAGAAAAAAUAUGAAAAUAUUCAUUUAUUAAAAUAUUCAUUUAUUAAAAAAAACAUUUUUGAAGUACAUUUAACACGCAUUUUCUUUAAAAAAAGUCUUUUACUGUAUUUAUACCAAACUUAAUUGUACCUCAGUUUAAACAAACUAGAUAUUUACGAAUGCAUUUAAUUUACAUUUUGUAUUAAAAACAAUUUCAUUUAUUGUAGUUUUGCUAUUGUACAGGGUGUUCUAUAUUUUUCUCAAUAAGCUGUUUCUUCAGUACUUAAAAAAUCUGCAAAUAUUCAAUACUAAAAUGCGCAAAUGCAUGUUUUUGUUUAAGUUAUAUACCGUUAUAUACCGCAGUUAAGGUCAUGUGGAUGGUUCAAAAUUAUUAAAUUAGAAGAAAAUGGCUCCCGUUGGCAAAGCGAGUGUAAUAUAGGUUUUAGACAUGUUGGAUCUUUUCUAGAGAGUAAGCUGAAAUGAAAUCUUUUCAAGAGAGUAAGCUGAAAUGAAAUCUUUUCAAGAGAGUAAGCUGAAAUGAAAUCUUUUCAAGAGAGUAAGCUGAAAUGAAAUCUAUGAAUUUUCACAAUUUUGACAUUAAAAUUCAUAUGCAACUUGAUAAUUUUCGUAACUGAUCAAAUUUUCUUAAUAGGACACCCUGAACAAUAGAAGAGGGGAGGAUCAUGUACCGCAGCUUUGAUCAAACUGAUGCUUUUAACAUUGCAUUUAUUAUUUAUCAAAACCAUUCCCAUUUGUGUCAAAAUGUUAUAUUUUUUUAUGAAAUUUUAUAUUUUUGAUAAUAUAUUGUGCAAUAUUAUGUACUCCUAAUAAUUAGGACAAUAAUUGAUAUUUUUAUACUAACUUUACAUUUGUAGCUAUAUUUGCCCUCGACCUGUGAACAUCGUAUUUUUACUGAAACAUCUUUUAAUGCUGAGGUUUUUAUUUAACAUCUACAUUAUUUCCUUCCCAUUUUUUUCAAAUUUAUUAGGAAGAAUUUUUUUUAAAAAAUUUCAAUAAUUUUCUGAUUUUUUAUUUAUUUUGUUAGCAAUAUUAAUUUAGGUUAAAGGCUUUUAGUUCUAAAAUUCAAUCUUUUCUUACAAUCCAUUCCUUCUUUGAAAUACUUUAUUUUCAGUCAACAUUUAGAUCAAUUCAAUAUUUAACUCCUUACAUUUAUGUUAUGCCUGGGUAGGUUGCUACAAACAACAUCAAUUUUGUGAUAUGUAUUUAAAAUAAAUAUGUAUUUUUCACUUUAA